UUUUUUUUCUCACUUGUGGACAGCCCUGCUUACGACAGCCCCUUCCAUUCUCUUACCCUCCCCCCUCUAAAUAUGACCAACUAAUUUAUUUUUUAAUUUUUAAGAUAAACACAAACCCUUCAAGUUUCUCAAAUUUAUUUACUUAGAAGACUGCUCCAACAAUUUUAAUUAUUUUUUAAUAAAUAAAUAAAUUUAAUUUGCUCCAAUAAACUGGCCAAUGAUGGCCUUACAACAACAACAACACAACCAGCAUCAUUCAUCUUCUUCAACAACAAAUUCAUCUUCUCGUAUUUUACAUUCUACUGGGUCAGCACAAUCUAUAUGUAGUAAUGGAAGUAAUGAACAAUUAGAAAUGGAAGAAAAUGGAGGGGGAAGAGAAGGAAAUGGAAGACAAGGAGGAAGACUUUCAAUUAGUGGAGGAGGAAAUUUAAAUAAUUGCCAAUCACCCACAACUUUGCUCAACAAUUUAUUAGGAAGUAGAUCAAUUAAUCAAAAUAAUAAUCAUCAACAACAACAACAACAUCCCCAUCAUCAACAACAACAACAAGGAGUAGUACAAAUGAUCCCUCCUCCCCAACAACAAUUAAUAGAUUUCGCUAAUAUGCAAUCUCAAUUAGCCGCUGCUAGUUAUGCUGGAGGUAGUAGUUUUUAA
This is a messenger RNA of Meloidogyne enterolobii, 652 nucleotides long. The record is from the annotation of a GenBank genome assembly. NCBI's taxonomy places the organism in Eukaryota, Metazoa, Nematoda, Chromadorea, Rhabditida, Meloidogynidae.